This is a messenger RNA of Xylona heveae TC161, 2985 nucleotides long. Its product is annotated as plasma-membrane proton-e. NCBI's taxonomy places the organism in Eukaryota, Fungi, Ascomycota, Xylonomycetes, Xylonales, Xylonaceae. The transcript has 3 exons. The coding region runs from base 1 to 2985 and encodes 994 amino acids. The record is from RefSeq and is a predicted model, not a curated record. Gene Ontology annotation, cellular component: plasma membrane. Gene Ontology annotation, biological process: regulation of intracellular pH; proton export across plasma membrane. Gene Ontology annotation, molecular function: P-type proton-exporting transporter activity; ATP binding; ATP hydrolysis activity.
AUGGCCUUUGGGCAUCACGACGUUGAGAAUGGCGACGCUGCCACCACUCGCACCCGCAGCCGUCAGAAUUCUCAAGUGAACUACGACCAGCUCGAUGAAUACGCUGCUCUGCAGAAAUACAUUACGACCUACCGUGAUCCCAAGGCGGCGGCCGCUGCGGAGGAGGGUGGCGAUGCCGCCGCGAAGAAGAAGCCCUUCUGGGCUUUCUGGAGAAAGGAUGACGGCUUUGGCGGUUCGGACUCGGGCUUCGUCCCUAAUGAGUGGCUCGAGGCCGAUAUCCGCCAGGGUAUCCACUCUUCGGAUGUCGAAUCGCGUCGGAAGCGUUUCGGAUGGAAUGAAAUCUCCUCUGACAAGGAGAACAUGUUUUUGAAGUUUCUCGGUUUCUUCACUGGUCCCAUUCUCUAUGUCAUGGAAAUCGCUGUCUUGUUGGCCGCUGGUCUGCGAGACUGGAUUGACUUGGGUGUCAUCAUCGGUAUCUUGAUGCUUAACGCCAUUGUCGGUUGGUACCAGGAGAAGCAGGCUGCCGACGUCGUCGCCAGCUUGAAGGGUGAUAUUGCUAUGAAGGCUAUUGUUAUCCGUGACGGUCAAGAGCAGGAGAUCAAGGCCCGUGAGAUCGUUCCCGGUGACAUUCUCGUCGUCGAGGAAGGUACUACUGUUCCCGCUGACUGCCGUCUCAUUUGCGACUACGAAAAGCCCGAGGAGUUUGCUAUCUACAAGGAGCUCCUUGCCGAAGACAAGUUCGCCGAUGGUGGUGACCCAGAUGACGAGAAGGACGACGAAGAGGAGAACCCCAUUCACAGCGGUCCCUCGAUCAUCGCCACUGACCAGUCCGCCAUCACUGGAGAGUCUCUUGCCGUCGACAAGUACAUGGGCGAGAUUUGCUACUACACUACCGGUUGCAAGCGUGGCAAGGCUUAUGCUGUUGCCCUCACCUCUGCCAAGCACUCUUUCGUCGGUCGUACUGCCUCGCUCGUUCAGGGUGCCAAGGACUCUGGUCACUUCAAGGCCAUCAUGGACUCCAUUGGUACUGCUCUGCUGGUUCUCGUCAUUUUCUGGAUCAUGGCUGCCUGGAUUGGUGGUUUCUUCCGUCACCUUAAGAUUGCCACCCCUGAGCAUUCUGAAAACUCCCUGCUCAAGUACGCCUUGAUCUUGCUCAUCAUUGGUGUUCCCGUCGGUCUUCCCGUCGUUACCACCACUACUCUUGCUGUCGGUGCUGCCUACCUUGCCACCCAGCACGCCAUUGUGCAGAAGCUCACUGCCAUUGAGUCCCUCGCUGGUGUUGACGUUCUCUGCUCUGACAAGACCGGUACUCUUACUGCCAACCAGCUCUCCAUCCGUGAGCCCUACGUUACCGAGGGUGAGGACGUCAACUGGAUGAUGGCUGUUGCCGCCCUGGCCUCUUCGCACAACAUCAAGUCGCUUGACCCUAUUGACAAGGUCACUAUCUUGACUCUCAAGCGCUACCCCAAGGCCCGUGAGAUCCUUCAGCAACCCUGGAAGACUGAGAAGUUCACUCCUUUCGACCCCGUCUCUAAGCGUAUUACUGCCAUCUGCACUCUCAACGGCGAUACCUACACUUGCGCCAAGGGUGCUCCCAAGGCUGUCCUCAACCUGACUGACUGCUCUGCUGAGACUGAGGCUCUCUUCCGUGACAAGGCCACUGAGUUUGCCCGCCGUGGUUUCCGUUCGCUUGGUGUCGCUUACCAGAAGAACAACGAGGGAUGGAUCCUUCUUGGUAUGCUUUCCAUGUUCGACCCUCCUCGUGAGGAUACCGCCCAGACCAUUCUCGAGGCUCAGGCUCUUGGUGUCCCCGUCAAGAUGCUUACUGGUGACGCUAUCGCCAUCGCCAAGGAGACUUGCAAGAUGCUUGCCAUGGGUACCAAGGUCUACAACUCUACUAAGCUCAUCGCUGGCGGUCUUACCGGUACCACUCAGCACGACCUUGUUGAGCGUGCCGAUGGUUUCGCUGAGGUUUUCCCCGAGCACAAGUACCAGGUCGUCGAGAUGCUUCAGCAGCGUGGUCACUUGACUGCCAUGACUGGUGACGGUGUUAACGACGCUCCCUCGCUCAAGAAGGCUGACUGCGGUAUUGCUGUCGAGGGUGCCACCGAGGCUGCCCAGGCUGCUGCUGACAUUGUCUUCCUCGCUCCCGGUCUCAGCACCAUCGUCUUCGCCAUCAAGACUGCCCGUCAGAUCUUCCAGCGUAUGAAGGCUUACAUUCAGUACCGUAUUGCCCUUUGCUUGCACUUGGAGAUUUACCUUGUCACCUCGAUGAUUAUUAUCCGCGAGACCAUCCGUACCGACCUAAUUGUCUUCAUUGCCUUGUUCGCUGACUUGGCCACCGUCGCCGUCGCUUACGACAAUGCCCACUCUGACCCGCGUCCCGUCGAGUGGCAGUUGCCCAAGAUUUGGAUCAUCUCCACCAUUCUUGGUGCUCUUCUCGCUCUCGGUACCUGGGUUAUCCGUGGUACCCUGUUCCUUCCCAACGGUGGUAUCGUCCAGAACUUUGGUUCCGUCCAGGAAAUCCUUUUCCUCGAGGUUGCCCUGACUGAGAACUGGCUCAUCUUCGUUACCCGUGGCGGCAAGACCCUCCCCUCGUGGCAACUCGUUGGUGCUAUCCUUGGUGUCGAUGCCCUUGCCACCAUCUUCUGUCUCUUCGGUUGGUUGUCCGGCGACCCAAUCCACACCAACCCCCCGACUCCCUUCCACCAGCGCCAGGACGGCUGGGUUGACAUUGUCACUGUUGUCGUUAUCUGGGCCUACUCGAUUGGUGUCACCAUCAUCGUCGCCAUUGUGUACUACUUGCUCAACCGUAUUCCCGCUCUCGACAACCUCGGCCGCAAGAACCGCAGCGUCAAGGACACUGCUCUCGAGAACAUGAUUGGUCGUCUCUCUAAGCUUGCUGUCGAGCAUGAGGUCGGCGAGCACGGCCGGGGCCGGUACACUCUGGUCACCAAGUCCGAGGAGGAGGCGGAAGAGGAGUAA